Perognathus longimembris pacificus (Pacific pocket mouse) is the source of this 1493-nucleotide messenger RNA. It is a transcript of the gene Tnfrsf25, whose product is annotated as TNF receptor superfamily member 25. NCBI's taxonomy places the organism in Eukaryota, Metazoa, Chordata, Mammalia, Rodentia, Heteromyidae. Gene Ontology annotation, cellular component: plasma membrane. Gene Ontology annotation, molecular function: protein binding. The record is from RefSeq and is a predicted model, not a curated record. Gene Ontology annotation, biological process: signal transduction.
GGUGGGCCCCGCCCUGGCUGCCCCUGAGGCGGGCUCUUCUAGAAGGCGGGCCCUGCAGGCUCCGGCUAGGCGCGGAGGGCCAGGGCUGCCGGGGAAGCCCCAGGGCCCCGAGGCCAGGCACGGGCCUGCUCAGAAGGCCAUGGAGCCGCGGCCCCCGGGCUGCGUGGCAGGGGCUGCGGCUGCCCUCCUGCUCCUGCUGUGGUGUGCCCAGGGCCAGGCCAGCACCCCCGGGCCCCCGUGUGACUGUCCCAGUGGCCCCCAGAGGAGGUAUAGCCCACUGUGUUGCCGAGGCUGCCCCGUCGGACACUACAUGAAGGCGCCGUGCACAGAGCCCUGUGGGGACGCCACCUGCCUCCCGUGCCCCCCGGGCACCUUCCUGGCCACGGGUGAUCACGCUAAGACGCGCUGCACGCGCUGCCAGUCCUGCGAUGAGGAGGCCUCCCAGGUGGCCCUGAAGAACUGCUCCGCCGCGGCCGACACCCAGUGCGGCUGUGAGCCGGGCUGGUUUAGGGACUGCUCGGCCAAGCCCUGCUGGGAAAGUUCACCCUUCCACUGCCUCCCGUGCACAGACUGCGAGGCCUUGCACCGCCACGUGCAGCUGCCCUGUUCUAGCGGAGACACGGAAUGCGGCCCCUGUCUGCCUGGCUUCUAUGAGCGUGGCGAGCAUGGCGAUGGCUGCCUGUCCUGCCCCACGAGCUUCUUCAGGAGCUGCCCGGAGCACUGUGCUGCUGUCUGUGGCUGGAGGCAGAUGCUCUGGAUCCAGGUGCUUGUGGCUUGCCUGGUGCUUCCACUCCUGCCUGGAGCCGUCCUGAUCUACAGGCAUCACUACUGCCAGCCUCCUAAGCCUGUGGCGUCCGCAGAGCCUGCUGGGACGGAGGCCCUGACCUCACCCCAGGACACCCGACUCUCACCCUCGGACAGCGCCUGCACACUCCUGGUACCCCCUGGGGACAGCAGGAGGGCCUGUACUGACCUGCUGGUAGCAAACAGCUGCUGGAUCCCUGGCUUCCCCCAGACCCAGGAUGCUGCUGGCCCGCAGGUGCCACAGCCCCUGGAUCACCGGCCCCGCAGGGCUCUUGGCGCUCCCGCACCGGAACCAGCGCCCCCUGCAGGCUCGCCGUUGGCCUUGCUGCAGCCGGGGCCGCAGCUGUACGACGUGGUGGACGCGGUGCCCGCGCGGCGCUGGAAGGAGUUCGUGCGCACGCUGGGGCUGCGCGAGGCGGAGAUCGAGGCGGUGGAGGUGGAGAUCUGCCGGUUCCGGGACCAGCAGUACGAGAUGCUCAAGCGCUGGCGCCAGCAGCAGCCCGCGGUGCUGGGCGCCAUCUACGCGGCCCUGGAGCGCAUGGGGCUGGGCGGCUGCGCCGAGGACCUGCGCGCCCGCCUGCAGCGCGGCUGGGACCCGCCCGCGGCCGCGCCCCGGUGACCUCGCCGGGCCCCGGGGACGGCUGCUUAGGCCCGGGGCUUGGGCCGGGGCCCUGGUAUUAAAUCUCUGA